AAUAAAAAAGUCCCCCUCUUAAUUAUCUUCACUCAAGGUUUGUCUCGGUCGGCGACAUGAGAGUUGAACUGGGAGGUUUGCCGAGUGGCGAGAGGAGCCACUUCCUACAGACCAGCCACUCGUGCGCUCUUGGAGAGUCUCGGGCUGCUGCUGCUGCGGACUUCUCCUGAACUCCUCUCCGAGUCGGGCUCUGCUCAGGAAUGCUGCGGGCAAGAAGGAAGAGGUGUUUUCUUGUAUUGCCACAUUAACUUCACAGUCAUUGUGUGUGUGUGUGUGUGUGUGUGUGUGUGUGUGAGAGAGAGAGUAUGUCAACUGGGCUGCGCGUCCACGACGUCACCUCGCACUUCGCCGAUCUCUGAGGAUCUCUGGACACUUGGGCUCUGCAGCAGGACUCCGUCUGCAUCAUGGGCUGCAGCAAAGUGCUGUGGGGGGCCGUGGGGGCGGCUGUCGUCAUCACCAUCAUAACGAUCCCGGCAGUUUAUUACAGCAAGCACGAUGGCAACAAAAGGCCGUACUCCUUCGAGGAUUACUUCAACGACUCCAUACGGUGGAGAUCCUACGAUUUGUAUUGGAUUUCAGAUGCGGAGUACCUGCAUAAAACGGGGGACGGGAAUGUCUUUCUCCACAACGCCGAAACGAAGGAGCAGUCCAUAUAUUUGAGCAACUCAACCUUUGCCCAAGUGGAUGCCACGAAUUACAUGCUGUCCGGUGAUUACAAAUACAUCGCCUUGGAAAGCAAUUACACGAAGAAAUGGAGACAUUCAUACACGGCCUCCUACUCCAUCUAUGACAGGGAGAGAUCAACAUUUGUUACGCCUGUGACUCUUCCAACUGUUGUGCAGUACUUCACCUGGGCCCCAACAGGACACACAUAUGCUUACGUCUCAGACUUCAACAUUUUUUUCAAAGCCGACGUCGGCGCUGAAGCUGUGCAAGUGACUCACAAUGGGAAAAAGAAUGAGAUCCUUAAUGGUGUCCCCGACUGGGUAUAUGAGGAGGAAGUGUUCGCAUCAAACGGGGCAAUAUGGUGGUCGUCAACUGCAAAGUUCCUGGCUUAUCUGGAGUUUAAUGACACAGAAGUUCACAAAGUGGAGUUCUCUUGGUUUGGAUCCGAGCAAUAUCCUCAAACAGUGUCUGUUCCAUACCCGAAGGCUGGAUCGAGCAUUACCAAGGUCAAACUGUUUGUGGUUGAUACCUCGAAUCUGUCCCGCCGCACACAGGUGGUCGCUCCUGCAUCCGUUUCUUCUGGUGAUCACAUUUUGUGCUCAGUGACCUGGGUUACAGACGAACGCGUCGCUGUGCAGUGGCUCACGAGGACGCAGAAUCACGUGGUCGUACAGAUCUAUGACUUCGAUGGAAGCAGCUGGAGAGAAAAGCAGAAAUUCGACCAAACAAGCAAGACGGGUUGGGUCGGCCACUAUGUGCCCUUACCUCUUUUCUUUGCUGAAGAUAACCUCAGUUUCUACAAAGUGAUGAGUGACCCUCAGGGCUACAAGCACAUUCACUAUGUGAAAAAUGGCAAAGCCACACCUAUUACCUCAGGGAAGUGGGAAGUCAUCUACAUAUCCAAAUUAACAAGAGAUGCCAUAUAUUUUGUGAGCAACGAAUACCAAGGAGUACCUGUGAAGAGAAAUCUUUACAAGCUCAUGAUUGGAGGCAGCACCUCUGCCCCUCAGUGCCUCACCUGCGACCUGUUUCCGGACAGGUGUCAGUACAACUCAGCUUACUUCAGCUCUGACGCCUCUUACUACCGAAUGGACUGUUACGGACCUGGAUUGCCCCUCUACACACUCAUGGACAACCGGGGCCCAGGUGCACAGAUUUCCAUCCUUGAAGACAACAAGGACCUAGAAAAUAUUCUGACAGAAUUCCAAAUGCCAAAGAUGCAGUAUGGCACACUGAGGGUUGCAGGGUUUGAUAUGUGGUAUCAACUGAUGCUGCCCCCAAAUUUUAAGAAAUCUAAAAAAUACCCUCUUCUCAUCGAUGUGUACGGAGGCCCCUGUAGUCAGAAGGUGAACUAUCGUUUCAAGCUGAACUGGGGCGCGCACCUCUCCAGCACACACGGGAUCAUCAUCGCAAGCUUCGACGGAAGGGGAAGCGGUUACCAAGGUGAUGAAAUAAUGCACGCCAUCUACAAGCGCCUCGGGACGUUUGAAGUGGAAGAUCAGAUAACUGCUGUGAGGAAAUUCAUUGACAUGGGUUUCAUCGACAAAGACAGAAUAGCAAUAUGGGGCUGGUCAUAUGGUGGAUAUGUUACCUCAAUGGCCUUGGGUGCUGGAACUGGACUCUUCAAGUGUGGAAUUGCAGUUGCCCCAGUGGCUAAGUGGGAAUAUUAUGACGCAGUGUACACUGAACGCUACAUGGGCAUGCCUACAGAUAAUUCAGACGCUUACACAAACUCCACAGUGACGGCCAGAGCAAGAAACUUCAAAACUGUUGACUAUCUAUUGGUCCAUGGCACGGCAGAUGACAAUGUCCAUUUCCAGCAGGCAGCGCAGAUCUCCAAAGCUCUGGUGGACGAGCAGGUGGACUUCGAGACCAUGUGGUAUACUGACAAGGACCAUGCCCUCGGUGGAUCAGCCUACCGUCACGCGUACAACCUGAUGAGUCACUUCCUGCAGAAAUGCCUCCAUAAUCCCAAGUAGAUGUGAAGAAUGUGAGAGCAUUUAUAGUGAAGAUUACCACGGUGUCUUUGUUCUCCGAUUAGUGUUUCGUAUCGAGUUGAUAUUGUGAAGUGUCAGGUUGAACAACAUGUUGAAGUUUUUUUUCCAUGUGCAAUGAAUAUUCUGUUGCUUGUACAAAUUAGUGUUUUUUAUGAAGAGUUAUGAAACCUUUGUUUUUUUAAAUAUGUGAACCAUAUAAAAGCCAUUGCAUGGAUUUAUAGUCAAGACGGCAGAAAAUAUCUAAAGUGCACUGCCCUGAUUGUUUUUAUGUCUUUUUUUGGGGGGGUAUCAUUUGUGUUGUAGUCAUGUUGCAUUGACGGUAAAAUAAACAUUGUUUUGAAAUAA
Molecule: messenger RNA, 3008 nt
Organism: Scophthalmus maximus (turbot)
Lineage: Eukaryota; Metazoa; Chordata; Actinopteri; Pleuronectiformes; Scophthalmidae
Product: fibroblast activation protein, alpha
Exons: 26
Coding region: 405-2645 (746 amino acids)
Biological process (GO): proteolysis
Molecular function (GO): dipeptidyl-peptidase activity; serine-type endopeptidase activity
Source: RefSeq, a predicted model, not a curated record